AUGCAGGUGCCACGCUCGAACAAACUCCUACAGCUGACCAAUACCGCCACGGGGCUUCCAACUCUGGCCGAUGCCAUGGACCCGUCCAACUUUCCCUUUAUCGAGUCGGCCAGGUUGGCCAAACCGAUGAACUGGGGCAUUAUCAAGCUGAGAAAUAUUCCGUUUUCUUCCACCCGUGCCGAAGUGAUUGCCUUCCUCGGCCGCAACUCCAAGGUUCUAAACGACACGGACGAAGGUGUACACAUCAUCAUGGACAAGGUGACGAGCAAGACUAUGGACGCCUAUGUCGAGUUUGUAUCGCUUGAAGAUGCCAUGCGGGCGGUUGACAGACACCGAGCGAAUGUUGCAGCCGGUCGAUACAGCCGCCUUGGCGAUCGUCCCAUUGAAGUGGAGGUGACUUCUCAAGCCAAUCUCAUGAGGGAUCUCUUCCCGAUCGCUCGCGGCGUCUUUUGGAAUGGUGUCACUCCCGAGAUUAUGCCUUUCAAUCCCAGCCAGCCUUGGGAAAACUUCAAAGGUUUCAUCUCCGAGGAGGAGAUGAUUAUGCUUGUCAAACACGUCGAGGUGCCUCAUCGAUCUCUCUUCUCUCGUGAUUGCCCGCAGCGCCCCUAUGAGUGCUUGAUCAGCACCAUCAAGAAGUUUCCGUGGUUCUUGACCGACUGUGUGACGAUCAAAGAACGAGAGGCCAUCUACCAAGCUACCAUUGCGCUCAUUCGUCAACUUACUCGAAGCAUUCUUUUCCACGAAGAUGCCGCGCACUUGACUCCUUUCUUGCUCCGGCGUCUUGUUCAAGCAGCCAUGCUCUGCCCUGGCUUCACACCAUGCAUGAAGGAUGGCAUCGCCUGGAUCACUAACAUGCAGGCUCUAGAUCAGGAGUACUAUCAGCUGCCACGUUUCGCGGACCGUUGGCGCCAUCAGUAUGCUAUCGGCCCAAAGCCUGGAUUCCCUCUUGACAUUGUUGAGUGGUACGUUGCGAUUAUCCGUGAGCAAACUCACAAGGACAUUCUCCUCCUUCCUCUUCGAGAGCGUGUUGAGCUUCAAGAGCGUGCCGAGCAGACAGACAUGUACUGGGGCUAUUUCUGGGCUGAAGUAGGAUACAUUAUGGGUCCGCCGUUUGACGACAUGAGCUUGGCACAGGCGGCUCAUAUGGAGCUUUCGGCCGUGGAGCGUAUCCUCUCGCGUGCCUUUGGUCAAUUCUAA
Messenger RNA from Trichoderma virens Gv29-8, 1197 nucleotides. RefSeq lists its product as uncharacterized. The record is from RefSeq and is a predicted model, not a curated record. The transcript has 4 exons. NCBI's taxonomy places the organism in Eukaryota, Fungi, Ascomycota, Sordariomycetes, Hypocreales, Hypocreaceae. Gene Ontology annotation, cellular component: ribonucleoprotein complex. Bases 1 to 1197 code for a protein of 398 amino acids. Gene Ontology annotation, molecular function: nucleic acid binding.